Molecule: messenger RNA, 710 nt
Organism: Vigna radiata var. radiata (mung bean)
Lineage: Eukaryota; Viridiplantae; Streptophyta; Magnoliopsida; Fabales; Fabaceae
Product: LOB domain-containing protein 12
Exons: 2
Coding region: 166-678 (170 amino acids)
Source: RefSeq, a predicted model, not a curated record
CAAGCAAUUCAAAUCUCACACACCAUUUAUAAAUAACAAAUUCUAUGCUCAUUCUCUUAAACCCUUUUCUUCAUUGUGUUUUGGCUUACUUUUCUUCCUCUCCCAUCACACACACAUCAAAAAGACAACAAAAGCAUAAUCUCAUCCUCUUCAUUUUGCUUCUAAAUGGGUGGUACCUCACCUUGUGCUUCUUGCAAGCUACUCAGACGUCGUUGCUCCAAGGAAUGCAUCUUUGCUCCUUAUUUUCCUUCUGAUGACCCUCGCAAGUUUGCCAUUGUGCAUAAGGUCUUUGGUGCUAGCAAUGUCAGCAAAAUGCUGCAGGAACUUGGUGUUGAUCAAAGAGCAGAUGCUGUGAGCAGUUUAGUUUAUGAGGCAAACGCAAGAGUGAGAGAUCCAGUGUAUGGAUGUGUAGGAGCGAUAUCAUACCUACAAAACCAGGUUUCACAGUUGCAAAUGCAACUUGCAGUGGCUCAAGCAGAGAUUCUAUGCAUUCAGAUGCAGCAACAAGAAGCUACCAUAACCACACAAGUAGACGACCAAGAUCACAAAUCACUGCUCCUGUCUGUAAACAAUAACUAUGAAACUCUUCCUCACUAUCUUAACUUUCCUUCUUCUUCUUCCUCCUCUUCAAAUGUCUUCCACCAUGAGCCUCUCAAGAGAGAGUCUUUUUGGACUUGAAUUUACCAAUGUGAAAUGGAUUUCAACUGUUA